This is a messenger RNA of Diospyros lotus (date-plum), 675 nucleotides long. RefSeq lists its product as uncharacterized. Lineage: Eukaryota; Viridiplantae; Streptophyta; Magnoliopsida; Ericales; Ebenaceae. The transcript has a single exon. The coding region runs from base 1 to 675 and encodes 224 amino acids. The record is from RefSeq and is a predicted model, not a curated record.
AUGGUCACAUAUAUGCAAGGAACUUGGUCAAGGGGUCAAAGUAUUACUCAGGCGCCAGAUGCCGUCGACCGGUUCCAACGAUUAAGUCCCCCUAUUUUUCGAGGAAGGGCAAGCGUUGACCCGAGCGAAAGUGAGUAUUGGAUAGAGCAACUCGAGAAGAUUUUUGACUUUAUUGGAUGUGAGGAAGGGGAGAAAGUAGUUUGUGCCACUUUCAUGCUUCGAGAUGAGGCGGACCAUUGGUGGCGAAUGAUGCAAAGGACUUUGCCUGGCCCUACAAGACAAGGUAUGCCAGUUGUCACAUGGACUCAGUUUAAGGAAUUAUUUUACACUAAGUAUUUUCCUUUAUGCAAAAAGUUGGAAAAGAGCCGAGAAUUUAUGAAUUUGAAACAGACUGGAGAUAUGUCAGUCGCACAGUAUGAAGAUAGUUUUUCUCGAUUAAUUAAAUACAUGUUUGUUUAUAAUUUGGAUGAAGAGGCAAAAUCUCAGAAAUUUCUUGAUGAGUUAAGACUUGAGAUACAACUGGCAUUAUGUUCCUUAGGGGACCGUACUUACGCAGAGGUUGUUAUGCAAGCUUUAACGGUUGAAAGUAACCUUGUUGGAAUGAAUGCUUUAAAGGCAGAAGUGCAGGAACCCGAGGACAAGAACGUGGGAAUGAAGCAUCACUUAGGAGUCUGA